CGAAUUGGCCUCCACUUGUCUCCGGUCGGUCAUUUUGAGUGUGACGCCUUUGCGGAAAUCGCUCAUCUAUGUGGUUCUUGCGGAAAUGUGGGACGAUCUCCUAACCUUAGGAUUGUGCGAAUGAAAUGCGCGAGUAAGCCGUGAUCAGUCACCACGCGAAUCUCUGGCGAAAAUCGCUGACUUCUGUGGUUCCGAACGGUGUCUCUGCAAUCAAAAGCUCCUUAUUUGAUCGAUGUCAUUUUCCCCCCAGUGCACCAUCAUUCAUUUGUUUCCCCCGAAUGAGCAACAUCACUAGUAAACGCUGCACGCGCUGAGAUCUCACUGCCCGGCGGCGGGGAGCUUUGACGAGUGAAAUCGCCUCCGGACCGGGGAACAAAGAGCUUUUCGAGUGCGGGCCCUGUAAUUGCGGCGGAAACCACGGCGAUGGAGCGCGGGCGGAUUAAUUAUGAAAAUUCAGGAGCAGAAAUCUGUGGACUCGACUCGGGGCUAAUUAGAUUGGUGGUCUAAUCCCAGGUGGAGGCAGCGCCGGAGUCCUGAUUCCUGAUUAUUCCUCCUCCUCCUCCGAGCUCUGGGAACCCUCUGGCCUCUGCGGAUCGCGCAACUCCGGCUCCGCUGAUAUGAUUUCCCCUCACCGUCGCCGACCCUGGCUAUGACCACGCUUAGACAGCUCAAGCGUCAUCAACGAGGGACCAGAAAAACCGCCGUUGACUUGGAGAGCAGCGGCCCGUACAAGCGUGUGCCACCGCCGAAGCCGGUGAGUGGAGCUGGAUCGGAGAGCCGCCCCACUGCCAGCGCCACCCCGCCUCUGACGACCACCCCGCCGCCACCCCCGUACAGGAUGCCCCCGCGGCCCCUUCACAACGAGCCGCCCAUCCCCGGGGCCCCGGACCAACCCCACGCAUCCACCCCUAGUCUUCACACCCACUCAAGCAAAUUUCCGAUCGAACGAGAAGUAACUUUAAGCAGUACAGAUAAGAACUCAAAAAUACCAAUCUUAAAUGACUAUUUGAAGAGGCCAAAUUCCUCCAUUGCUCCAGAUGCUCCUCACAUACAGAUGGCAUGGAUUGAAGACAAACAUAGGAAUUCAAAUUUAAAUCACACUGGAUCUCAACAAACGCAAAACCUCCAAGUGUUUAAGGCUCAACCAAUGAAUUUGAUGGAUUCAAGCCAAAUUUCAGAACUGUCUCCAAUUCGAGGCCAAGAUCUAUCCUGCCCACCUAACCUUAGCCAAAUAUCCUCUGGUGCGGUCCCGAAAAAUGGACCAGUUCACUCUACCCCGGAAUCCGAGAACUCUACCUCAAAAGCUCUACACACGAGAACCUACCAUACCAUCCGCGACAUGAUAUCCAGCAGGUUCUCGAAGAACAAAAUGGAACCGUGCACGGAGACCGAGCUGAACAACGCCGAGAGCAACAACGGCGUCACCCAGACGACGACAACGCCGACGACGAGGCCGGAGGAAAGUCUCAGCCCUCAAAGUCAGCUGCGGCAACACGGUGUGUACAUCGGCACGGUGGCGCAGAGCCCGCAGCAGCAGAUCAGAAUCAUGCAGCAGAAUCAGAUCCUCAGCCGGAACAACGAAAUCAUGCGACGGAACCAGGAGAUCCGGGACCGACAUCAACAGCAGCACCAACAGCAGCAGCAGAUGCAGCACCAACAGUACCAGAACGUGUCGCAACAGUACCAACAAUACCAGCAGCCGCAGCACUAUCAGCACCAACACACGCAGCCGCACGUGAACCAACACCACAUCCAGCACCACACGCCGCAACACCAGAAUCACCACAUGCAACAACAGCUCAUGAGCCAGCAGUUGUACCAACAACGGGAGAAGGUCCUUGAAACCGCCAUCGACACGCCCCCACGGCACGUUGUCGAGUCGAACCAGAAAACCAUCUACCUCGACUCCAGGGGACUUUCCGUCCACACCCCGAACCAACGCCCGCUGAACGAAACCGAAACACCGGUCGGCCGACGGUUGGAGAGCAUGUACGGUCAAAGACCCGUCAUCGCGGAUACUAGGAUGGCCAAGAGCCAGAUGGACCUCUCGUCCUGCAACGAUCCGAACACACCGACGCUAAGGUAUCCGAACAACAUGCCAGCCGAGAUCUCCAGGUCGACCACCGUCUUGAGUCGAACGCCUCUGACCCCCGUCGCUCAGAAAGAGUUCAGGCGGCCGGAGAACCACCGGACGCCGGACCAGAAGAUGUCGCAGCCCCCACCGAACCCCAAACCGUCGCAUCUGAGCGUGCGACCCGUGGACGACUACACGAACAGGAUCCCGGAGAUGACACACUACAACGGGCAACAGACACCCAACUCCGUGUACCACAAAGUAGCCAAAGAGGACAUCCUCCGGGAACCGAUUACCAAGAACGAGGAACAGAUUCAGAGGGAUGCUUAUCAGGCUGCUCAGAAAGACACUUACCAGAGUGCUCAGAGGGAUGGUUACCAGCAGAAUGCGCCGAGGGACGGUUACCAGCAAUGUGCUCAGAAGGACGGAUACCAGCAGAGUGCUCAGAGGGACGGUUACCAGCAGAGUUCUCAGAAAGACGGAUACCAGCAGAAUGCUCAGAGAGAUGGUUACCAACAGAGUGCGCAGACUUAUGAUAGCUCGAGGGAGAACAUCAACCAAGCGCAUAGCGGUGAGGAUGAAGGCGGGUUCAGUAAGAGCGGUCCACUCAGUGGCAUCAGUUCGGACUACGAUAAACUCCGCAAUAGUGGGCACUCCGAUUCGGGCAGGGGAAGCACUGUCUACAGCAGCGGUAAAGCGGGGAAGUCUGAUAGACAAAUUGAUACGUCACCUGAACUGUCUUCCGAACCUCAUAGAAAUCCAGUUGCUAAUGAAAAUGGUUGGGUGGACGUAGUAGAAAAUGAACUUAGAAAUAUUUUGGAUCCAAAAUUACAAGCAAAUGCAGCAGAUUCAACCAUCAGUGAGAGCAUCUCUUCAUUAACUCCUCCACUUCCUCCUCUCUCGCCGACUGGAUCAUCUGAUGAUCAACAACCAAUACAGCACAAACAUAAAAGUCUACCAUACAACAGCAAGCCAGAAUAUCCGACAACAAAAAGCGGGAAGUGUGUGACAACGCCAGCACCAGGGAAGGGGACAUGGAGCGCUCGUAUGAAUAGUAAAGAUAAAUCCUCUCAUCAUAGAAUGGCAGCAAACAAACGAAAUGAAACUCCAAAAAUACCUCAAAUGUUACUAAGUCAUCAUUUUGACAUUGAUUCAAUGCUAGAUGACAAUAAUUCAAGUGAUGAAGAAAGCACCACCAUUGACACUCACCACGCUCAAACCAUUCGGAAACAAUUAGAAGCUCUAGAAACAAUGUAUUCUGAGGUAUUAAAGUUGCUCGGAGUGCGGAAAAAUGCGAGCCAUCACUACCAGCCCUCUGACCCUCGCAUCCAUCGCAGGCGACUGCAUGGAAGCAUGUCAUCUUUGCCCUCCUCAGUCAGUAGCCGACCAAUCAGAGACAAGCACAGACGAACUGAUGAACGUAAAAAAGUUAAAGAUAUACGAGGAAUCAACAAGCGAUUCCAGAGAUUGGAAUCUCACGUUGUUACUUUGGCACGUUCAGUGGCUCAUCUUUCCUCGGAAAUGCGAACUCAGCACAUAAUGAUCCAGGAAAUGGAGGUGAUCCGAGGAGAGUUGGCAGCUUUGAGAACACAAACUAAUAUGCUAGCGAUUCGGUCUCAUUCUACUGCACCGUGCCAAGCCCCAGCUCCAAACACUGCAUCAGAGCAGGUCAACUCAAGCCCAGGAAAAGUCAAGAAAUUAACAAAAUUCUUUGGCGAGGAGCCUCCUCUGAUGAAGCUGUUUUUGGAAAAAUUAGGCUAUGAGAAAUACGCAAAAGUUUUUGAAAAAGAGCGGAUUGGCUUUGUUGAGCUACCGUACUUGACGGAAGAAAGACUCCAUAAACUCGGAAUCCCUCUUGGGCCACGCUUACGGAUCAUGCAAGAGGCACAGAUGGGAUUCCCUACUUUUGAGAACACACUCUGCGUUAUUUAAAAUCAAGUCAGUAAUGGUCAAAAAAAUUGGAGAGCCAACAAAUACACGAUUAAAGUCGACUUCAGGCAAAAGUACAAGAGCUUUGUGUAUUUAUAAAGGGUGCACUUAUGUUUGUCUUCAGACUCUUCUAGGGACUCUAGAAGAAUUUCUCCUACUCCAAAAGAUUCUAAAAGACUUUUACUGAUGCUUUUUUUUUUCAACUUUUCUAUUUUUUUUACCUGGUAAUUUUGCUCAGGUGCCGUAAUCUCAAAGAAUACAAUAAGUGUAGCUGAUUCAUGUAAAUGUGUACACAAAACAAAAAAUUAGAUGUCUAAUUUUUCUUUGUAAAUAAUUCCUUAUUUCUCUUUAAAUUUCUAUAGAUUUUUACAGACAACUUAGGAUAGUUAAAACUGUGAUACAAAUGCAAUGAAUGAGUUUGAAAACCAAUGUAAAUACUUCAAUUCAAGUAAGAUAUAUUGAGUUCUGUGCUUUCAACAGGACUGACCGUGUAAAUUCUGUCAAAUUCUAUGGACAAGAUACUGUAUGUUUUGUACAUUCACUGUAUUUAUUAUUUUAUUUAAAAGCACCUAGAUAAUAAGUUUGUGACAGUUGGUUAUUACUUAUAGCAUCCUGAGUUCAAAUUUCUAAUAAAUCAGUUUUUUUUUAAAAAAAAGAAA
This is a messenger RNA of Bemisia tabaci, 4662 nucleotides long. Lineage: Eukaryota; Metazoa; Arthropoda; Insecta; Hemiptera; Aleyrodidae. The record is from RefSeq and is a predicted model, not a curated record.